Molecule: messenger RNA, 1353 nt
Organism: Symphalangus syndactylus (siamang)
Lineage: Eukaryota; Metazoa; Chordata; Mammalia; Primates; Hylobatidae
Gene: SUSD3
Product: sushi domain containing 3
Cellular component (GO): plasma membrane
Source: RefSeq, a predicted model, not a curated record
UGGUAAACAUUUUAAAAUUAGAGUCCACAGAGUUUGCUGGCCAAUUGGUUGUGGAUUGAGAAAGUAGGUUUCAAGGUUUGGGGCCCAAGCAACUGAAGGAUGGAGGGACUGCUGAUUUAAAUUAAAGUUAUAAGAGGAGAAGCCACAUGGUGAGCAGGUUUGGGGAGCUCAGAAGCUUGGCUAGGUCUCAUCUCAGACUCGGUGAGCAGUAGGACUUCCAUUCCUGGCACCCAGGGCAUGGUCCUGGCUGGAGAUGCAGCACACAGAGGACAGAGGAAGGUCGUAGCAGGCACCUGUGCUAAGCUGCAGCUACCCCUGCAAGCAACCUUCCAAGUCCUUCGUGGCGAUGGUGCUUCCGUGGGGACCGUGCUCAUGUUCCGCUGCCCCUCCAACCACCAGAUGGUGGGGUCUGGGCUCCUCACCUGCACCUGGAAGGGGAGCAUCGCUGAGUGGUCUUCAGGGUCCCCAGUGUGCAAACUGGUGCCACCACACGAGACCUUUGGCUUCAAGGUGGCCGUGAUCGCCUCCAUUGUGAGCUGUGCCAUCAUCCUGCUCAUGUCCAUGGCCUUCCUCACCUGCUGCCUCCUCAAGUGCGUGAAGAAGAGUGAGCAGCGGCACUCCAACAGGUCAGCCCAGCUGUGGUCCCAGCUGAAAGAUGAGGACUUGGAGACGGUGCAGGCCGCAUAUCUUGGCCUCAAGCACUUCAACAAACCCAUGAGCGGGCCCAGCCAGGCGCACGACAACCACAGCUUCACCACAGACCAUGGUGAAAGCACCAGCAAGCUGGCCAGUGUGACCCGCAGCGUGGACAAGAACCCUGGGAUCCCCAGAGCUCUGAGUCUCAGUGGCUCCUCCAGCUCACCCCAAGCCCAGGUGAUGGUGCACAUGGUGAACCCCAAACAGCCCCUGCUUGCCUCUGGGCUGGCCACAGGAAUGCCACAGCAGCCCGCAGCAUAUGCCCUAGGGUGACCACGCAGUGAGGCUUGUGCCCAUGCUCCACACUGGGAGGCCAGGCUGACCCCACCAGCCACUCAGCUGCAACUCCACAUCAAUUCCACAUGCGCCCAGCUCGAGACUGAUGAGUGGAAUCAGCUUCCAGGUGUAGGGACCCCUUGGGGGGCCAAGCUGACAUCCAAGGCUGAGGACCCCAGUGGGGAGUGUUCUGUUCCGACAUACCCUGGCCGUAACGAUUUUUAUAGUUAUGGACUACUUGAAACCACUACUGAGGGUAAUUUACCAGCUGUAGCCUCCCACUAACUAGCAUUCCUUUAAAGAGACUGGGAAAUGUUUUAAGCAAAUCUAGUUUUGUAUAAUAAAAUAAGAAAAUAGCAAUAAACUUCUUUUCAGCAACUA